AUGAAUGCAUUUUCAGAUCUGUCCCUUUAUACUGACGUUGCUGUCACUGUUGCCACCGCAGAUUCUGCCGCCGUUGCCGUCGCAGUAUAUACCGUUGAUGCUACCAUAGUUGUCGUGGUAGUGACUAUAACGGUUGGUGUUGUGAGUGUUGCAGUGGGGAUUGGUCUUCCAGUGUUCUAUGAGUCUCAAAUUGAUAAUGCUGUAUACAUUAAUGACCAUGGCCUUGUGAAAAAGUAUAGGGAUCUUCAAACUCAUAGACACAUACCAUACAGGUUAGUAUCCUCAUUAUUUCAAGAUAUUAAGGUUCAUUAUUUAAGUGAAAACUUGAGCAAAACAAAGCAUGUAGUAUUAAGGUUCAUUAUUUUGGAUCAACAAUAUUCCAAAACUAGUAGUAGUGAUCUUGAAAAGAGCUUGUGGAACUUGAACCCCACAUUCUGCAUGAACCAGAAUAUAGAAAGCAUGUUUGGACUUUCAGAUGAGGACAUAAUAAGCACAUUUUGGAGCAGAAUAAUGAGAGAGGAAGCAAAGAUUCUUGUAGAAGAAGAGACAACAACAACAACUACUAAUACCAUAUUAUCAGGGGAAAUGGAAUUCAUGUACAAAAGAUUGGAGCAUGAAGCAGAAGAAAAGGUACAAGCCCUGAAGGAGAUUAGAGAGACAGUGAAUCACAGGAAUCAUAUAGAUGGCAGUGUGAAAUUGAUUGGUACUUCAUUAUUUAGCUAGCUUUAGAUUCAGCACUCAUUCCAUGGUUAGUACCACCAUUGACAAUACAUUUGGUUUUUGUAGAGCAAUUAGUAAUUGACUCUCUAAUUGAUGUCACUACAGUAGAAGGAUAACUUAAUAUUAGUGAUAUUUAAGCAUAGUAAGAAGUGUAUUAUUUUAGUGAUUACUAGUUUACAGAGGUUUACUAGUUUA
Arachis duranensis is the source of this 915-nucleotide messenger RNA. RefSeq lists its product as uncharacterized. The transcript is spliced from 6 exons. Lineage: Eukaryota; Viridiplantae; Streptophyta; Magnoliopsida; Fabales; Fabaceae. The record is from RefSeq and is a predicted model, not a curated record. Bases 1 to 723 code for a protein of 240 amino acids.